This is a messenger RNA of Scaptodrosophila lebanonensis, 1208 nucleotides long. Its product is annotated as DNA repair protein XRCC3 homolog. Gene Ontology annotation, cellular component: replication fork; Rad51C-XRCC3 complex. Gene Ontology annotation, molecular function: four-way junction DNA binding; ATP-dependent DNA damage sensor activity; ATP binding. Lineage: Eukaryota; Metazoa; Arthropoda; Insecta; Diptera; Drosophilidae. The record is from RefSeq and is a predicted model, not a curated record. Bases 141 to 1205 code for a protein of 354 amino acids. The transcript has 4 exons. Gene Ontology annotation, biological process: telomere maintenance via recombination; t-circle formation; double-strand break repair via synthesis-dependent strand annealing.
AUGACUCUUUAAAAUAUUGGCCCCUUUUAUUAAAUCAAUAAAUAUUUCGCUACCAAGGUGACAAUUAUGAAGGUGUUUCAACACCAAAGGUGCUUGGCACACGCAAGGCACCAUCUGCAUGCAAUUCCUAAAGUAGUCGAAUGUCGACGCCUACAAGUAUAGCGAUGACAAACUUUUUGGAUCAAUUGCCUAAGCAUAUAAGAGAAAUGGCAGAACGUGUGAAUGUGCUGUCACCGGAAGUUAUGUUGACUACGCCUAGGAUUAAAUUUCUGGACACCCGUACUAAGGAGUUGGACUCGUUGGUGCACAAAUGCACACCGGAGGAUGUGCGCGUGCUGAAGGAAGCAGCGGCCAAGUGGUUGGCCGAGACCCUAGUUUCGAAUGGUUCCCUCUUUAGACCGCUCGUUUUUACUAAAUUGUCACGACUGACCUUUGGCUGUGCUGCACUUGACCGCUGCACAGGAGGAGGAGUUAUAACACGUGGCAUUACGGAAAUUUGCGGACCUGCCGGUGUAGGCAAAACACAGCUUCUAUUGCAAUUAUCACUGUGUGUCCAACUGCCAGUCAGUCUCGGAGGGCUUGGGAAGGGUGUCGCCUACAUAUGUACUGAGCAUCUGUUUCCCUCCCGCCGUUUGCUACAGAUCUCAAAAGCCUUUGAGAAACGCCACCAUGACAAGAAGUUUAAUUAUUUGGGCAACAUUUACAUCGAACAAUUGUACGACAAUGAAUUACUGCUGGAAUGUGUGCUUCAACGGCUUCCGCGCUUGUUGCAAAAGUAUGACAUUGGAUUGAUUAUUAUCGACUCGGUAGCCACAGUUUUUCGGCUUUACCCAGACAUAAGUCAGCGAGCUCGUGACAUGCGUCGUCUGGCGAACGCGCUGCUUAGCUAUGCGGAAAAGUACAACCUGGCGGUCAUUUGCGUCAAUAAGUUGGAGUCGCUACCCUGUCUGGCUGCUGGAAAGCUCCAAGAUGUGCCACCCCUGGUCUUGCACUGGGCGCACCUUGGACGCACGCGCAUGCUGAUCACCAAAGUGCCUAAACAGCGAAUAGUUGCGAAUGAGCUACUGACCGUGCGGAAGCUCGAGAUAAUGUAUUCGCCGGAGACGCCAAAUGCAUUCGCAGAGUUUUUGAUCACCAUUGAGGGUGUCAUCGACGUGCCACCACCCGAAUUGGAAAUGCCAGGCAGGAAAAUACAUCGUGAUUAAUAU